AUGGACAAACUUUUAUACCAAAAAAUUUCUUUCUUUUUAUGAAAUUUAAUAAUUCUAAUAUGAUUCAUGGGGGUAUAUCUAAAUUUGAAUGAAACUUCUAUUUUUCUUGAGUGAUCUUUAGGGGGAGGUAGAAUUAAUUUAAGAGCAACUCUUCUUUUUGAUUAUGUAAGUUGUUUUUUUCUAAGAGUAGUUUUAUGUAUUUCUUCUAAUGUAAUUUGGUACAGAAAAAGAUAUAUACAUUCAGAUAAAGAUGCCAACCGAUUUAUUUUACUAGUCUUGGGGUUUGUAAUUUCUAUAAUAUUUUUAAUUAUUAGUCCUAAUAUUUUAAGAAUUAUUUUGGGCUGAGACGGCUUAGGGCUAAUCUCUUAUUGUUUAGUUAUCUAUUACCCCUCUAAGAAAUCAAGAAGUGCUGGGAUAUUGACAGUAUUAACUAAUCGGGUUGGGGAUGUAUGUAUCCUUUUAUCAAUCGCCUGGUUUUCUAUAGUAGGGGAUUUUAAUAUAAUAAUAUGAAAUUUAGAUUCUAUUCUAUCAGACAAUUUGUGACUUCCUACACUAAUUAUAGUUGCUGCCAUAACUAAAAGAGCUCAGAUUCCUUUUUCUGCUUGACUUCCGGCUGCCAUGGCAGCCCCAACUCCAGUGUCUGCCCUAGUUCAUUCAUCUACUUUAGUAACAGCAGGGGUGUAUCUUCUAAUUCGAUUUUCUUUCUUACUAGAAAUCCGCUGCUUAUAUGCUCUGACAAUCAUUUCUCUAAUAACAAUAUUUAUAUCAGGGAUUGUUGCUAUCUACGAAUUUGACUUAAAAAAGGUAAUUGCUUUAUCUACUCUUAGCCAAUUAGGUAUAAUAAUGUUUGCUAUCUCCCUCACUUUAUAUAAUGUAGCUUUUUUCCAUCUUUUAUCCCAUGCUCUUUUUAAAGCUCUUUUAUUUCUCUGUGCGGGGGUCUUAAUUCAUGGAGUGGGAGGGUCCCAAGAUAUGCGUCAUUUUGGAGGGCUUGCCAAGUCUUACCCCGUUGUUGCAUCUUGCUUAAAUUUAGCAAAUUUUUCAUUGUGCGGAAUCCCUUUCCUAGCAGGAUUCUAUUCAAAAGAUAUAAUUGUUGAGCUAGCUUGUCAAAAUUCAUACGGGGUGUUUAUUAUAAUUAUAAUAUUUGUAUGCCUAGCGUUGACAGUAAUAUACUCUCUUCGUUUAGUUUUUUUUAGAUUUAGUAAUUUAAAAAAUGGUGUUCCUUUACAAUCGCUUUGUGAGCAAGAUAAAACUUUAGUAGGUCCUGUAGUAAUUUUAACUUUAAUUUCUCUCUUGUCAGGGCCUUCUUUAAUAUGACUAAUAUUCCCAUUCCCGUCUAUUAUUCUAUUGCCCCCUUUAUUAAAGCUAGCCGCUUUAAGACUUAUUUCUGUCUCUGUCAUCACCAUACUUGGGUUGAGUCAAAUUAGUCUGACUCAAUUAAAUGAGAUAAGUUUAGUAAGUUAUUUUAUUGGCUCAAUAUGAUUUCUACCUGUCUUAAGAGGUCAGGGUAGUACUUGAUUAGGGUUACGCAAAAGAAAUUAUGUAUUAAAAAUUUUAGACCAAGGAUGAUUAGAGUAUUACAUUAACUUAGUUUCCUUUUCCACGCCUAAUAAAAUCAACACUUUAGUUAUAAACAUUCAACAUAAUAGUCUAAAAGUACAUUUUAUAGUAUUUUUAAUGUGAAUCUUAUUAAUACUGAUUUAUAUUUUUU
Molecule: messenger RNA, 1708 nt
Organism: Daphnia magna
Lineage: Eukaryota; Metazoa; Arthropoda; Branchiopoda; Diplostraca; Daphniidae
Source: the annotation of a RefSeq genome assembly